Trematosphaeria pertusa is the source of this 2020-nucleotide messenger RNA. RefSeq names its product putative cytochrome P450. Gene Ontology annotation, molecular function: iron ion binding; heme binding; monooxygenase activity. Bases 343 to 1908 code for a protein of 521 amino acids. The transcript is spliced from 5 exons. The record is from RefSeq and is a predicted model, not a curated record. Lineage: Eukaryota; Fungi; Ascomycota; Dothideomycetes; Pleosporales; Trematosphaeriaceae.
AGCCGCCGAUGAGUAUAUGCUCCAGGUUCCCCGCCCCCAAAUUGAUAACGUCCGCAUAGUUACCCUUCGCUUGGGAACAAUUCCCCCGCUAGCACUUUCUCUCAACUGCCGCCCGAAUCGCCUCCGUAUCUUUUCAGCAUGGGGCCGGAAGGGAUUGAAAUUAAGUUUCGGAAUCUUGAAUGCAUGGUGUCUGCACAGCGGGUUCGUAAGCACCAACCACACGCUUGGGACGAACGAGGCCCUCGAGCAACAUCAAUAUAAGAGGUCGACAAUUGCUCAGCUCUGGAGCUCCCCUCCCUAGAACUUCUCGUUCCCCUUGUACUUCCCAAUCCAGAUCUCACAAUGGCCCUUCCUAUCGACUUCUCCCCUAUUCAAGCCCACCCCUACCUAACCAUUUUCUCCCUUCUGUCAACCUACCUCGUCCUCCUCACCCUCUACCGUCUCUUCCUCCACCCGCUGGCACACAUCCCCGGCCCCAAACUCGCCGCGAUAACCCAAUGGUUCGAAUUCUACUACGAUGUCCUUCUCGUCGGCCAGUACCAGAACCAGUUCAUGCGCUGGCACGAAAAAUACGGGCCAAUCAUCCGCAUAAACCCAAACGAACUGCACUGCAUCGACCCCGCCUUCAUCGACACCAUCUACGCCGGCGGCGGCAGCGGCAAGAAGCGCGACAAGGAUGUCUUCAACCUGAACGCCUGGCAGCUCCCUUACUCCUGCUUCGGCACCGUCUCACAUGACGUGCACCGCGUGCGCCGCUCGAGCGUGAAUCCUUUCUUCUCGCGCGCGUCGGUGGCGAAGCUCGAAGACAGCAUCCGCAGCUACGUCGACAGAAUCUGCGCGCACGUCGAAACCUACAGCGGCACCGGUGAGCCAUGCAACCUCACCGCGGCCUUUACGUGUCUCUCCACCGAUAUCAUCACCGGCUUCAGCUUCGGCUGGGACCGCGGCUACACGGCCAACCGCGACUUCACGCCGAACCUGCAGCAAGCUAUGCUCGGGGGCAUGAAGCCGUGUCAUCUAUUCCGCCACUUGCCUUUCCUGCUGCCUAUCAUGAACACGUACCUCCCCGAGAGUGUUAUUGCGAAACUGAUGCCGGAUGGGCCCGAGUACUUCCGCUUUGAGAAACGGCUGUAUGAAACGGUGGAUGAUGUGCUGGCGGGGAAGACGGAGUUGAAGGAAAAGGAGGGACAGAGGACUAUUUACAAGGAGAUUUUAGAGGGAAAGUUGCCGGAGGCGGAGAAGAGUGCGGAGAGGAUGAGACACAGCGCGAGGGAGAUUAUUGGGGCGGGGACGCUGACGACGGCUUCUGCCCUCUCGAUUGCCAGCUACUACCUCGUCGCCAACCCCUCCACAAUGGCUAGACUCUAUGCAGAGCUCGAGACCGCCAUCCCGGAUCCAUCCACAAUCCCACCAACCAAAACCCUCGAACAGCUUCCUUACCUGUCAGCCGUCCUCCACGAAGCCCUCCGCUUCUCCUGCGGCAUUGCCAGCCGGAUCCCGCGUGUGCCCCACGAAACCCUGCACUACACCGGCACCCACGCCGGUCGCUCCAUCCAGUACACCAUCCCGGCCCGCACCACCAUCGGCAUGUCGACGUAUCUGAUGCAUAAUCUACCGGAUGUGUAUCCAGAGCCCAAGUGCUGGCGGCCGGAGAGGUGGCUGGAUGAGCAGGGAAAGAGGCAUAGGGACUUAGAUGCGUAUUUUAUGGCGUUUUCGAAGGGGUCGAGGCAGUGUUUGGGUAUCAACUUGGCGUGGGCGGAACUGCACAUUGCGGUUGCGACGUUCGUGCGGAGGCUUGGGAAGAAGCUAGAGUUGUAUGAGACAGGGCCGGCGGAGGUGGAGUAUAAGUAUGAUUUGUUCGAGCCUGGGAAAGAGAGCAAUGUCGGUAUCAGGGUGUUGGUUCAUUAGGCUCUUCUGCGCUGUUUGCUAUUGUGGGUCGGACAUUGUUGGGGUGUACCUUUAUCUUAUCUCGGGCUCUUCUUGGUCGAGCGGCGCGAAGCCUUUCCACUCGAUACCUUUU